CUCAAAGGAUACCCCACGCUGAACACCCCACCAACGUGUACCUCAAACGCCAAGGCUGACCCACCCCACAGACUACAGUUCAGUAGAUGAAAGCCUAACUAUUUACACACAAACCCUCUUCUUCCUUCCCACCUGUAGAUGAAACCCAGCCAAGAAUUUCAGUCACUUCCAACCUCUGUCUGUUUCUCUAUACAAAAACUCUUCCAACUUCUAAGAAAACAACGGUUUCCAUUCCAACCCAGUGAUUAUCUGUACAAACACUCUUCCAACUUCUAAAAAAACAACGGUUUUCACUCCGACUCGGUGAUUAUUUGAAGACAUAAAUGCAGGAGCUUAAAAGGUUUCAACGUUUAGUAUUUUGGGCUUCAAUGCAGCCACUUCCAACCAAUUAUACAAUGCAGUUAACACCAGGAAAAUUUACAUAGCUGUGGAACUUUGGCCCACCAAGCUGUGUGUGUAAAUAUUGUAUUUUCUAUGUUUCAAGUACUCCUACAGCAUUCAAAACAUUGCAAGGCUAAUAUAAGGAGGUUCAACCCCAUGUUUGCAAUGACCUCUAUGGGAAGAAAUGUUGAUGUCCAUGCUAAUGAAGGACGAGGCCCUUACAUCUUUCGAUUGAAUGGGCAAAACCACCAUUGGAUCGUUACUUCUACUUGUUGGAAAAGACCCAUCUUUUGCACAGCUGUAUAUACACGACACAAAAAAAGAGAUUCAUUACAGACUAAGUGCUUUGCCUGGACAGGAAUCACAAUAUGACCUUGACAUUGCUAUAGUUCAAAUAUUAUUGAAGACGCUUGAUGAGAACAACAUCUUGGUUAAGACAUUCCGUAUGGCAAGGGAUAGGUUCAAGGACUCUGAUAUGCACAAUGUACGCUUGCUAUUAAUUGGAUCGCAAUCAAGUGAUGGUAGGGAACAAAACAUUCCUACUUGCUCUGAAGUUGCUGCUAUAAUUGAAGCUUGGCGAGCAGCAGACAAAGCCUAUGAUGUAGCCAAGGUGGAUGAAAGGGUCAACAGGGCAGUUGCAGCAGCCAACAGGGCAGCUAAUGCAUCUAGAGUAGCGGCAGUUAAGGCUGUCCAAAAACAAAUGCACCAUAAUAGUAACAACAAUGUUCCAAUUCCAAUUGUGUGACACUCCCAACUGCCGCUCUGGCUCUUUUAAUGUGCAAGACGGCAGCAUCAGGACUGUGGCUUGUGUUUGUUUUCUUCGACAAGUAGCUUUGUGUUUUUAUGCAGUCUCCUUGGCCCCUUGCCUUGAGGAGGCGAUUUGAUUUGUAGAGCCUCUUGAAAGCUGUGAGUAGUAGGGAAGAUUACUGAAGAGUGUGCAACGGUCAUCUAUACAGCUUGAAGAUUGU
Molecule: messenger RNA, 1349 nt
Organism: Quercus lobata
Lineage: Eukaryota; Viridiplantae; Streptophyta; Magnoliopsida; Fagales; Fagaceae
Exons: 3
Coding region: 617-1126 (169 amino acids)
Source: RefSeq, a predicted model, not a curated record